Fusarium fujikuroi IMI 58289 is the source of this 1143-nucleotide messenger RNA. RefSeq lists its product as uncharacterized. The coding region runs from base 1 to 1143 and encodes 380 amino acids. Lineage: Eukaryota; Fungi; Ascomycota; Sordariomycetes; Hypocreales; Nectriaceae. The transcript is spliced from 6 exons. The record is from RefSeq and is a predicted model, not a curated record.
AUGGCCUCAACGACAUCUUACAGUCAAGGAGAAAGCCCACAGCGAGCUCCGCACAGGCGAGCCAACGUGGGAUGGCUAUCCCCAUGUACGAGCUUCCCAAACUUGACAUCGCAUUUCAUUAACGCCAGCAGCGACCCAACCGCCAAAAGCAAUCAUCAACAGCAACUACGGCCGUGCGCUUACAAACGAGGAACUCAUUUCUACCAGCAAAUCGCGUCUGGACAACUUAACCCAGGCGAUAUAUCUGCACAGAGACUCGCUCUAAACGACCUGGAGGAUCCUCAGACAAUCAUAAGUCAGAUUCAAGAUAUAAACACCGGCCGGUUUGUGUUUAGUAGUCUCUACCUGAAAGAGAGGCACAUCCUUUACUAUUGGGGAAGAGCUAUUUCAUUUCUCUCUCAGAAUCUCCUAGCGGGGGAUGAAAUACACCAACCGUCACUAGGGAAUCUCAAAAGAAUCACUGAAUAUGCCUCUGAUAUGGAGAGUGCAGUACUUGAUGCAGGCUGGGCGGGAGUGCUGACAUCUGACUAUCGAUUGGUGCUUUCUGAGCGGUGGAAUCUUUUCGAAAGCGCGUUCAAUUUGUAUCAUCAGCAUUCACAAUCUCCUCGAACGGUUGCGAAAUGGCCCAACGUAGCGCGCAGAGCCCAAGCGGCACCAAAAGUGGUACCUCAAGACAGCAAAACAGGCCUUCCAACGCAGUCCGGUGUAUGGGUUUACCUUGAUCAUCUCAGGUAUCCCUUUGUGGGCAGAUACUCGAUUGCGGAAGCGGACUUGGGUGCCUCCCAUGUUGCUAGCAUUGAUCUGCACGAUCAUAGCACCACCGCUAUAUCUCACAGCUCCGACGGAGUGGUCGAGCUUCGUUGGUCUUGUAGCUACCGGCAUACAGGCAUUCAUGGUUCUACAGCUUGUGACAGUUUCCGGAUGAGUGGAGGGCCUGUGGUCGUACGGCUAGUUGGUGUUGGCUGGAUGAGCUGUGGCUGCCUUGCAGGGCAAGGUUUGGAAUCAACACUUACUCAGCAUUGUGAGAUUAAGUAUAGUCUGAUUUAUGCAAGAAUCCUAAUAGAUAUCGCCAAGUCGCAAUACAAAAUCAAUAGUCCCGACUGUUUAGUGCCUUAUCCUGAUUACACCGCCCAAGGUCGUUAG